AUGAGCUUAUCCUUCUCUUCCACAAGAAAUGGCAGCUUUCUGCUGCUGGUCGUUCUCUUGGUGAUACCAUCGCCUGCUGCAGGAAUGUGGCCGCCCCAAAUCGGAUGGUUCUGCCCCGGGUUGGUGGAACCCCUUCUCUGCGUCGGGAAUCGAGCCGAUUAUUGGAUCGAGUCAACAUGUUUGGCAGAAAACACGACAAGUAUGCAGGUUCUGGCAGAUUUCUAUUUCCUCACAGGCAACACCUACAAGACAGGCGCCUUGUUUGACUUGGGAUGGCUUGAUGAUUGCGACUAUUGUAACUGGGCCGGUGUGACAUGCAAUGGUUUGGGGGAAGUUACUGGAUUAGAUGUUGGCGGAAUGGAUCCUCCCCUAGUCAACAAGAUACCGACCGAACUUGCUUUCCUCCAGAAUUCUUUGAAAACUUUGAUUCUCAGCGCCAACGAAUUUGAAGGUAAAGUACCGACGGAACUUGGCCUUCUUUACAACCUUGAACGAAUGGAGCUGCAUUACAAUGACCUGAAGGGCAGCAUGCCGGAAGAAGUAUGUCUCAUUGGGGGUUUCAAUGGAGGUGGCUCAAAGGUUUAUGUCUCUGCCGAUUGUGGACGUCCAGACCGAGAAUUCAAAUGCCAAAUGUGGACAUGUUGUGAUGCGUGCUACCUCGAUUCGAUGCGUGGCAUGGAUCCUGUUGAAGCCGCAAUGUUGGCUCAGGGCGGAAUCUCCCCAUGA
Messenger RNA from Seminavis robusta, 726 nucleotides. The record is from the annotation of a GenBank genome assembly. Lineage: Eukaryota; Bacillariophyta; Bacillariophyceae; Naviculales; Naviculaceae.